Messenger RNA from Suillus discolor, 918 nucleotides. RefSeq lists its product as uncharacterized. Lineage: Eukaryota; Fungi; Basidiomycota; Agaricomycetes; Boletales; Suillaceae. The record is from RefSeq and is a predicted model, not a curated record. Bases 1 to 918 code for a protein of 305 amino acids. The transcript has 4 exons.
AUGACUAGCGAAAACAUCAGCAGUACAAGCUAUGCCGAUUGCAGUACUUGUGGCCCACCAAAAUUACACGUGCGCUCACUGCCUGAUGGCACAGAGUUUCAAGUGAGCCGCCACGUUAUUGAAACAUGCGAAGUGUUCCGGAAUAUGUUUGCAUGCUGUGACCACGGAGUGGGUGAUAACGACAAGCCUAGGCCCCAGGAAGCAGUUCUCCACUUGGAUGAAACGGAGCAUGCUUUAGCAACUUUGUUCCGCCUCAUUCAAGAACCCCCCGAACCUCCCCCUACGGAGAAUCCAGAUGAAGCGAGACCUCGUUUCAAAUUGCACGCAGGCUCAAUCAUCCCGUUCCCGGUUCUUCCGUCCAUGCUUCAUCUGGCUGAUAAGUAUGGACUUCCGGAAACGAUCAUAUGUUCACUCCACUUGCACGUUCAAGCCAAUGCUUCAAUUAAUCCGCUCCCCGUUUAUGCAUAUGCUACAGCACAUGACUUGCCCAAGAUUGCAGCAGAGGCAAGCGCCCACCUCCUACAUCCCCCAUUCUCGUCAUACACCAAAGAGGAUAUACGAAUUAUUCCCACUGUCACCGCAUACCAUGAGCUUCUGAGGCUCCAUGAAUACCGGAAAUAUAAACUACGAGAUAUACUGCUCAAUGAGGACAUAUUUCCGCACGGAUACGGCACUUGUCCUGUGCACAAGCAGUGGGCCACUCAGCUCUGGGAGCAGAAGCGGGUGUACCUGGCCACCCAAAUCGAAGCAGCCACUGAUAUAGCAGGGGAGAUGCGUGACUUGGCUGCCCAGCUUUCCUCUUGUCCCCUGUGUCGGAAAGCUUUGACAGCUGCCCUAGAUAUGCUCCAGUAUAAAUGUCGGAGAGUGGCAAGAACUGUAGAUUACGUGCCGCAGGGUUACUGGCUCGAUGCAAUCUAA